Vigna unguiculata (cowpea) is the source of this 2058-nucleotide messenger RNA. Its product is annotated as SEC-C motif-containing protein / OTU-like cysteine protease family protein. Gene Ontology annotation, biological process: protein deubiquitination. The record is from RefSeq and is a predicted model, not a curated record. Gene Ontology annotation, molecular function: cysteine-type deubiquitinase activity. Lineage: Eukaryota; Viridiplantae; Streptophyta; Magnoliopsida; Fabales; Fabaceae.
CUCGUUCUUGGACGAACUCAGACAGACACCUUAAGAAAUCUGUUUUAUUUUAUCAAUUUGGGACGAGGACAUGGUUAAGCCGAAGCAACAGAAGAAGCUAUCCCAGAAGAAGCAACAACAACCGCAAGUAAUUUCAUGUGAGCGGCAUUUGGGGAAAUCAUUCAUUGCAACACGGACUUUGUCCUUGUAUCAGCCCAUUUCGCAUUUCAUCUCCUAUUUGAUGGAUAGAUUCAAGUGUGGAACCCAAACUAACUUCCUUGCAAAUCAGCGUGAAUCAGUGGAAAUAAACACAUGUUAAGAAGCUGGGAAAACAGGCUGACACUUCUCAAUUUCGUACUCAGUUGGAUGCUCUGGGAUUACGCAUUGUUGAAGUGACUGCAGAUGGUAAUUGUUUCUUCAGAGCCCUCGCUGAUCAGUUGGAAGGCAAUGAGGAAGAACAUAAAAAGUACCGCAGCAUGGUGGUGAAACACAUAUUGGAUAAUCGGGAGAUGUUUGAGCCCUUUAUUGAAGAUGAAGUACCAUUUGAUGAGUAUUGCCUGUCCAUGGAAAAUGAUGGUACAUGGGCUGGACAUAUGGAAUUGCAGGCAGCUUCUCUUGUAACACGUAGUAAUAUAUGCAUUCACAGGCACAUGUCUCCUCGGUGGUACAUUAGAAAUUUUGAUGAUCAUGGAGUUCGCAUGGUCCAUUUGUCUUAUCAUGACGGGGAGCAUUAUAACAGUGUGCGGUUGAAGGAUGAUCCUUGUGAUGGGCCGGCAAGGCCAAUUGUAAUCAAGGUUGAUGCUGAUCUUUCAGCACCUUCACAUGAAAUGAAAGUUAUGAACAACAAAACCCGUGGGCGAGCUGGUAAGGAAACUUUUCAACCGGGGUCCAUAAAGUUGGUUAUGGCUGGAACUGGAUGUGAAAAUGCGGAAAAAGUGGAACAGAUUCUAGGGCAGGUAAAUGGAGAUGUUGAUGCUGCAAUAGAAUUUCUAAUAGCAGAGCAAGGAACAGAAGAGUGCUCUGCGAACUCAGAUUCCCUACCUAGUGGGGCUAAUACUUAUGCAUGUAUAGGUCUUGAUGAAAAUGAGAACCAUAAGCAACACGAAGAAGACAAGGUAGAGGACAGCACUAAUGAUGAAUCAAACAAUAGUUCCAAGAAGACCAAUAUCAAAUUGCAACCAAAUGAUAAGAUUCCUAGAAACAAGGUCUGCCCGUGUGGUUCCAAAAAGAAAUAUAAAGCUUGUUGUGGAUCUGCCUUGGGAAAACAAUCUGCUAAGUUUCUAGUUAACCAAGCAGCUGACGCACGAAGGGGCAAAAAUGAAAGGAAGCGAGGAGAAAAGGGGAUUUCUGCAAAAGUAGAAGUACCUAGUGAAUACGACUUGGUAACACCUGACGUGGGCGCCCUUUGUAUUUGAAUUGAUAAUAGAUAAGUUGAUUGUGCUGCACCAGAGGAGAUGAGCUACUGAAGGUGAUCAAGUUAUGUCUUUACAUUCCUAUUGAUUUACAAGUUUGCCGAACGUUAUAUACAGAGAACCCUACCAUUUUUUAUAUCGUCAGUGCUCAUGUUACGUCAACUGGUUGAUAUGCUCAUGACAACUUAUUGGCUACCAAGAUGAUAGCUUUUAGUAGUAAUCUACCAUGUUGUUAUCGCCCCUUCAAUAUAUACUAACCGGUCUGUGAAUUAAGACUUGGUUUUGGUAAGGCGGAAAGAGGGAGGGAGGAAGGAAGGAAGAGGGUUUGCUUUUGGCAGAAGCCACAUCAGGGACAGGAAAAGGAAUGUACAGAAGAAGAAAUAGAGUUACAGAAAUUAUUUAUAAUUUUUGUUCUUCCGGCAAGAUGCUUUUGGGAAGAAUGUGGAAGUCUUGAUCAUUCUUUUCAUGAGAAGUCUCGUGUGAGAAUCAGUUUUGCCUAAAAUAUAGGGUAGAAAUUUUAUCAUUAUGAUUUAGUCAAAAAGUUCAGCUGAACAAGGGUCCUUUUUCCUUUUAACAUUUUCGGCUAGAGUCAAUGGACCUAAUCAACCAGAGAAAAGUUUCUUACAUUAUCUCAGUAAUACAAGACUAGAGUGGUUCAAAAGAGGAA